CUCCUUGACAAGGCGCUGAAUCUCAAGGCCGAUGGCAACAAAGCUUUCACCUCCAAACCACCCAAGCUCGAAGUUGCACGCGAUAACUAUCUAUGCGCACUCGACUGUCUUCCUGCUGUCCCGAAACAUCUUCCGCCACCAAAACUUGACGAGAACCGUUUCACUGAGAUCUCGGACGAGGAGGCGGAACAGAUCAACCUCGACUGGGAGACGGGAGCAGAACGCGUGGCCGUUGACAACGACAUCCGCGACGCAGAGAAGGCAAUCUGGGGCAACCUAGGUGCCGUGUACGGGCAGCAGAAAUUGUAUAAGGAGGAGGUCGACGCUUGCACUCGCGCACUCAGCUUUGAUCCGCACUAUGUCAAGGCUCUGCAUCGCCGUGCGUCCGCCAAUGAACACAUCGGGACAUGGUCUUCGCUCGUCAGCGCUCAGCGAGACUGUCAACUUUUGCUCUCUCUGCUGCCACCCGACUCGACCGUUGCAGCCAACGUGUCCAAGGCUCUCGACACGCUGCCCCAGCGCAUCGCCGCGGCACAGAAGCGUGAGGAGACGGAAGUCGGCAUCAAAUUUGGCGGGCUAAGCACCAAGUAG
Messenger RNA from Cutaneotrichosporon oleaginosum, 591 nucleotides. Lineage: Eukaryota; Fungi; Basidiomycota; Tremellomycetes; Trichosporonales; Trichosporonaceae. The record is from RefSeq and is a predicted model, not a curated record.